GCGCUCGGGCUGCACAGAGCCCUCGGAGCAGCCAUGGAGCCGCGCCCGCCGCCUCCGCCGUCCCGCGCUCGGGGGUCCGGGCUGCUGCUGGCGCUGCUGGCGCUGCUGGCGCAGGCCUGGCCGGCCGAGGCCGACCCGAGGCCGGCGCUGUGGCCCAUGCCGCUCUCGGUGCGCAUGUCCUCGCGGCUGCUGCACGUCUCCCCGGAGAACUUCUUCAUCCGCCACGGCCCCAACUCCACGGCGGGACCCUCCUGCUCCCUGCUGCAGGAGGCGUUUCGGCGAUAUUACGACUAUAUUUUUGUUUUCUACAAGUGGCAUCACGGCCACUCCAGAGUCCGAGCUGGGUCACAGCUGCAGCAGCUUGUCGUCUCAAUUGUCCUGGAGUCGCAGUGUGAUAGUUUUCCCAGUGUGUCCUCAGAUGAGUCCUAUACUCUACUUGUGCAAGAACCAGUGGCUGUGCUCAAGGCCAACAGAGUUUGGGGAGCCUUACGAGGUUUGGAGACCUUUAGCCAGUUAGUUUACAAAGAUUCUUUUGGGACUUUUACCAUCAGUGAGUCCACGAUUACUGAUUCUCCGAGGUUUCCUCAUAGAGGAAUUUUAAUUGAUACAUCCAGGCACUACCUGCCAGUUAAGACUAUUCUUAAAACUCUGGAUGCCAUGGCUUUCAAUAAGUUUAAUGUCCUCCACUGGCACAUAGUUGAUGACCAGUCUUUCCCUUAUCAGAGCGUCAGUUUUCCUCAGUUAAGCAAUGAAGGAAGCUAUUCUUUGUCUCAUGUGUAUACACCAAAUGAUGUCCGUAUGGUUCUUGAGUAUGCCCGCUUACGAGGGAUUCGAGUCAUACCAGAGUUUGAUACUCCUGGACACACACUGUCUUGGGGAAAAGGUCAGAAAGGCCUCUUGACUCCAUGUUCCACAUCAUACAGGAAUGCAGAACUAACUUUUGGGCCUAUAAACCCUAUUCUAAAUACAACUUACACGUUCCUUACGACAUUUUUCAAAGAAAUUAGUAAUGUGUUUCCAGAUCAGUUCAUUCAUUUGGGAGGAGAUGAGGUGGAAUUUCACUGUUGGGCAUCAAAUCCCGCAAUUCAGAGUUUCAUGAAGACAAAAGGCUUUGGUAGUGAUUUUACCAAACUAGAAUCUUUCUAUAUUAAAAAGCUUUUGGAUAUUAUUGCUUCUCUAAAUAAGAGAUCCAUUGUCUGGCAAGAGGUUUUUGAUAAUAAAGCAAAGCUUCACCCAGGCACGAUAGUUGAAGUGUGGAAAUACGAAGAUUUUUAUGAAGAACUAAGGAAAGUCACAGCGGCUGGCUUCCCUGUAAUCCUUUCUGCUCCGUGGUACUUGGAUUUAAUUAACUAUGGGCAAGACUGGAAAAAAUAUUAUGAAGUGGAACCUUUAAAAUUUCAGGGUUCUGAGACGCAGAAACAACUUAUCAUUGGUGGAGAGGCCUGUCUGUGGGGAGAAUACGUUGACUCAACUAACCUCACUCCAAGAUUAUGGCCUCGGGCAAGUGCUAUUGGUGAGAGACUCUGGAGUCAAAAGGAUGUGGUGGAUAUCGAGGAUGCCUACAACAGGCUAACACAACACCGCUGCAGGAUGGUUAGACGUGGAAUAGCUGCACAGCCCCUCUUCACUGGAUACUGCAGCCAAGAUCAAAUCUAACAAGGAACUGAAACAGAGCAGGAGGGAAAUCCCACAACCACCAGCACUGCAGUCAUUGUGCAAUCAUGUCAAUUAAGAUGUUAGGCCUUAUUUUGAAUAAAAUAUUUUAUUGAUUGAA
Molecule: messenger RNA, 1774 nt
Organism: Dipodomys spectabilis (banner-tailed kangaroo rat)
Lineage: Eukaryota; Metazoa; Chordata; Mammalia; Rodentia; Heteromyidae
Gene: Hexb
Product: hexosaminidase subunit beta
Exons: 14
Coding region: 34-1656 (540 amino acids)
Biological process (GO): glycosaminoglycan metabolic process; carbohydrate metabolic process; ganglioside catabolic process
Cellular component (GO): membrane
Molecular function (GO): beta-N-acetylhexosaminidase activity
Source: RefSeq, a predicted model, not a curated record